AUGAGACUAGAGGAUGGCAGCAUUGUGUCCAUUCCAGAGGUGGUCAGAACAGUCUGGCACUCAACUCUGAUCAAACUCUAUCUGGCAUAUUGUGAGGAGACAGAGUUUAUUCCUCUGUCUAGGUCUACAUUGUUCCAUAUUCUUCGAGUUUGUCCCGCUUCAAGGCGCACAAAUCUGAAGGGUCUGGACAAUAUAACAGCAGAUGGAGAGAGCUCAUAUGAUGUGCUUCUAUCAGUAGUUGCAGAUGUGGAAAAGUACAUAACAGAUGGAUUAUUGCUAAUGGAACUGAAGGAAUGCAAAGAAUCCUUGGCAUCCAGUAGAAUUUAUAUGAAAACAGAUUUUAAAAUGCAUUUGAAACAGACUGACCACUGCAGUGAUCAUUGCAUUAACCAUGCUCUAAGUGAUCCGCUUGACAUUCAGUUCCAGCAAGCAUGUACUGACCACCAACAUGAUGUUGGUUGUGACCGCUGCCAAUUACUUCCAAAAGCAGUUUUAAAUUUGAAGGAAAUCCUGAGCAAUCUCGCAGAUCUUUCCCCCAACACCAGAGAAGAAUUGUUUAUGGAUAUUGAUGCAGCGGUAACAAAGAUUCUUCAAUGGAAAAGCCACAUAAUUAGAACUAUCAAUCAGGAUACUGCUAGGACACACACACUGAAAGAUCUCCAGCCUGGUGAUAUUCUUAUUAUUAUGGACUGGGCCAUGAAAUUCUUACCAAUUACAUUUAGAGAAAAACAGAGCGACUGGUAUGGCCAGAAGGGCAUAAAUUGGCACGUGUCUGUGUGCAUUUACAAGGAUGAAAACUCAAAUUUAAAGCAUAGAACAUUCGCUCACAUGUUGGAUGGAGUGCGUCAAGACUGGUUAGCGGUUGCCUGUCUUUUGGAAGACACACUUCAUCAUGUGAAACUGCAACUUCCCAGUACAACAAGGGCAUUUAUUCGGAGUGAUAAUGCCGGGUGCUACCAUUGCGGCAAUCUAUGGCUUGCCAUACCAGGCAUCAGUAGGCGCACUGGAGUGUUCAUAGACCGCUACGAUUACAGUGAGGCCCAAAGUGGGAAGUCCUACUGUGAUGCUAAAAUAGCCCACAUGAGAGGGAAGUUUAGCAAAGUUGUUGCAUCAGGAUAUAACAUCCUUACAGCAGCCAACAUGAAGUCUGCCAUAGACCUGUAUGAAGGAACAACUGGAUGUCAAGCAGCACAUGUUAAGCUCCAGGGAUGUCCUCCUUCUACAGCCAAGUGCCCAAUAAAGGGCAUAACCAAGAUUUCAAAUGUCAAGUUUGAACCAAAGCAUCUAACAACUUGGAGGGCCUUCAAUAUUGGCAUAGGCAAGCAGUUGCCUAUUGAACAUGAAAACAAUUUGGGCACAUUCAAAACCCCAAAGAGAGCAAUGAUGUUGUUGAUUCUUCAGAUGAUCAUGCUUUUAAUUGUCCUGAAGCAGGAUGUACCCAGAUCUUCACAAGAUACAGUGAGAUGCAAAACCAUUGCUUAA
Magallana angulata is the source of this 1482-nucleotide messenger RNA. RefSeq lists its product as uncharacterized. The transcript is spliced from 7 exons. The record is from RefSeq and is a predicted model, not a curated record. Lineage: Eukaryota; Metazoa; Mollusca; Bivalvia; Ostreida; Ostreidae. Bases 1 to 1482 code for a protein of 493 amino acids.